This is a messenger RNA of Pundamilia nyererei, 1155 nucleotides long. Its product is annotated as RNA-binding protein with serine-rich domain 1-like. The record is from RefSeq and is a predicted model, not a curated record. Bases 69 to 899 code for a protein of 276 amino acids. NCBI's taxonomy places the organism in Eukaryota, Metazoa, Chordata, Actinopteri, Cichliformes, Cichlidae. The transcript has 7 exons. Gene Ontology annotation, cellular component: ASAP complex; cytoplasm; nucleoplasm. Gene Ontology annotation, biological process: mRNA splicing, via spliceosome. Gene Ontology annotation, molecular function: RNA binding.
UACAGAGUGCUGAUUGGUUCAAACUGCUUACGUCAUUUUUGUGCGAUUACUACUGUCGCGAGGAAAAAAUGGCGCCUUCUCCAACAAAAAGGAAGGACGAUGACAAGAGCAAACAGCGCAGCAAGGACAAGUCAGGAGCCACUAAAGAGGGAGCUGACAAAGGCCGGGGCCGAGACAAGAACCGCACCCGACGCAGCGCUUCUAGCAGGAGCAGCAGGUCGAGCUCCAGCUCCAGCAGCAGCAGCUCAGGUUCCAGCUCUGGCUCCUCCAGCGGCUCAAGCUCCUCUGCCUCCAGUCACUCUGGCUCCUCCAGCUCCCGCUCUUCUUCCUCCUCAUCUUCAUCAUCCUCACCCAGCCCCAGCCGCCAACGCCACAACAACAGACGACGCUCGCGCUCAAAGUCUAAAUCGCCAAAGAAGGAAGGCAGGGAUCGACGACGCAGGAGUCCCACACCCAAACCGACCAAGGUCUUCCUGGGUCGGCUGACCAGAAACGUCAUCAAGGAGCACAUCCAGGAGAUUUUCUCCACAUAUGGCAAGAUCAAGAUGAUUGAAAUGCCCAUGAACCGCAUGCACCCUCACCUGUCCAAGGGGUACGCCUAUGUGGAGUACGAGACCUCCGAAGAGGCAGAGAAGGCUCUGAAGCACAUGGACGGAGGUCAGAUCGAUGGUCAGGAAAUCACUGUCACAGCUGUGCUGACUCCCACGGUGCGCCCCCCUCCUCGCAGGCUUUCCCCUCCCCGGAGGAUGCCUCCUCCGCCCCCGAUGUGGCGCCGGACUCCACCUCGUAUGAGGAGAAGAUCUCGGUCUCCACGCCGACGGUCUCCAGUGCGGCGCAGGUCUCGAUCGCCUGGCCGCCGCCGCCAUCGGUCGCGAUCAAGUUCCAACUCCUCGCGCUAGCGAUCGUGAAGCUUUUCCUCUCCCUCGCCUCCUCUGAAUUUAUUCUUUUGUUUUGUCCUUUUGAUCAGAGCAACAAAAAAUGUGAAAGAAAAAUGUUUUUGUGUUGUUACCUUGUUAAGUGGCGAACACAGGAGCACCAAAGUCUUUACCAUUUUCCCCAGUAAAGACAUUCAGGCGGUGUUUUAUGAUAAUAAGACGUAAGAAUUGUGUUGAACUUUAAAUGCUUCAUUUUUAAUACAUUGAAACCUUUUCAUUA